AAAGUCCCACAUUUCACCAAUACACCUUAGAUCAAUGGCUGCAGUUGCUACACCCAACGACUACAUUCUUAGUCUAACACGAGAACAAAUAGAACACGAUCAAAAAAUCGGAAUAAAGGCCAUUCGUCUUUUUCUUCAGCUGAAGACAUCGUACGAUGUGUUGCCUGUGAGUUACCGGUUGAUUGUGCUUGAUACAUCGCUAUUGGUCAAGAAAUCGUUGACUAUCUUGUUACAGAAUAAUAUCGUCAGUGCACCAUUGUGGAACAACCAAACAUCGAGGUUCGCUGGGUUGCUUACUGCGUCUGACUUCAUCAAUGUUAUCCAAUACUAUUUCCAAUUCCCAGAAAAAUUUGAGUUUGUUGAGCAAUUGACUCUUGAUGGGUUGCGCGACGUGGAACGCGCAAUUGGAUGUGAUCAGAUUGAAACGGCGUCGAUCCAUCCUUUCAAGUCGCUCUACGAGGCCUGCGUGAAGAUGUUGGAGUCGAAAGCAAGAAGAAUUCCUUUGAUUGACGAAGACGAAAAGACCCAUCGUGAAAUUGUGGUGUCUGUGCUUACUCAAUAUAGAAUUUUGAAAUUUGUGGCGUUGAAUUGUAAGGAAACCAAGAUGUUGCUUAAACCAAUCAAGGAUUUGAAAGGGUUGGGCACAAUCAAGGAUAUUUCUACAUGUACGUUACAAACCCCUGUUAUUGAGGUGAUUCAUUUGCUUGCACACAAAUCCGUGUCAUCCGUGCCUAUAGUUGAUGACCAGGGCAAGCUUAUCAAUGUGUAUGAGGCUGUCGAUAUAUUGGCGUUGGUUAAAGGAGGGAUGUAUACUGAUUUAGAUUUGAGUGUGGGAGAUGCAUUAUUGAGAAGACCUGAGGAUUUUGAAGGGGUUCAUACGUGUACUAUGAAUGACAGAUUGAGUACUAUUAUGGAUACCAUUAGAAAGUCAAGAUUACAUAGAUUGUUUAUUGUUGAUGACGAAGGUAAAUUGGUGUCUGUGAUUACAUUGAGUGAUAUCUUGAAUUAUAUCUUGUUUGGCGAGGACUAGCUUAGUUUAUAUAUAUAUAGUAAUAUAAAGUAAUUGAAUGAAACACGGCGGUUAGGUUGUCAAGUAGUGUGCCUCGAUCUGCGGUUUGUGCGACGAUGCUUACCACACAAUGGGUAGCACAUAGGAAUCCAGACAGUAUUUUCCACACGAGCAUUCAGGUCUAGGGUGCUGUUGCUACAUAUUAAUACCUUUCUUCAAUAUAGAGUUUACAUUUUAGAGUGUGGAGUUUAGAGUUUACAGUCUAGGGUUUAGACUCCAGAGUUUAGACUCCAGAGUUUAGACUCCAGAGUUUAGACUCCACAGUUUAGAGCCCAGAGUUUAUUUGGUUAGUACCCAGCUCAUCCGGGUACCGUUCUACACAGGGCACACAAUCGCGUUAAAUUUCCAACCAACACAGCCGAAAGGUAAGCUGUUAUUACCCAUGACUUUGUAUACUGUGUUGGGCCCGCUAUGACUCAGGAUAUCUCU
This is a messenger RNA of Spathaspora passalidarum NRRL Y-27907, 1498 nucleotides long. It is a transcript of the gene SNF4, whose product is annotated as AMP-activated serine/threonine-protein kinase regulatory subunit. The coding region runs from base 35 to 1030 and encodes 331 amino acids. The record is from RefSeq and is a predicted model, not a curated record. The transcript has a single exon. NCBI's taxonomy places the organism in Eukaryota, Fungi, Ascomycota, Pichiomycetes, Serinales, Debaryomycetaceae.